Effrenium voratum is the source of this 465-nucleotide messenger RNA. The record is from the annotation of a GenBank genome assembly. NCBI's taxonomy places the organism in Eukaryota, Dinophyceae, Suessiales, Symbiodiniaceae.
AUGGACCGAGGAGGUCGAGGAUCGGGCAUAGCGCCAAAGCGCCUCUUCGCGGAGACGACUGACGGCACUGACGAGUUGUUGCAGUCGAUUUUGGACGACAAGCUGCUAGGCCAUGCAACCGAGAGCAAGGCUCUUGUAGAUGCUUUGACAGAGAUGCGCGGGCUUUACGAGAAGGAGGUGAAGCAGAGCGAUUUCACGAUCCCAGCAGAGAAAGCUGUGCACUUGUUCGAGAUCCUCACGCGAUGGAUUGAUUUUGCAUAUGCGCACAUUCAGACUGAGAUCACAGCCCUCAGUGAAGAUCUGCCAGAAGACAACGUUGCUCAUCCGAGGGUUGACAUUGAAUUGCAAGUGAGACUGCAGGAUGAUGUAGGCGAUGAGGAUUUACGCCUCUUGCUUUCUGAUCUCAGAGCAGGCAUUUGUUGUGAUGGCUGGCGCUGGCAUCUCUGUGUCCGCGAAUUUGCCUGA